AUGAAUGCAUUUAAGCGUGGACGAUGCCUUGAAGAUACACGGAUAGAGGUACUGAACAAAAUUAUGGACUGGCUUUUAUCGGAGACGGAACAAAACAUUCUAUGGUUGCGCGGCGUCGCGGGGUCUGGGAAGAGCACUAUUGCGACGACUAUUGCGGAAUACUGUCGUGAGAUGUCGUGCCUUGGUGCAUUCCUGUUUUUCAACCGGGUGGAUGGUGCUGAGGAUCAGCUUACUUCUAUUUUCCGGACGAUUGCAUUCCAACUUGCCUUAUUUGACUCGUCUAUUGCAAGGCAGGUCGAGGCUGCUAUUCAGAAGAGCAAUCAAAUCAACGAGGCUGUUGCGGAAGUGCAGUUCAACAGGCUUUUAUUGGAACCGCUCAAAGCAGCGAGAGGUGAGAUGCAGGGUCCGGUCGUCAUCAUCCUCGACGCGUUGGAUGAAUGUGGUACGCCAAGCGCUCGACGAAAAUUGAUGUCGCUCCUGCAAAAGGAGUUCGGAAAGCUACCUUCCAAUUUCCGAUUUCUCAUUACGAGCCGGCCAGAGGAUGAUAUUAAUAAAGCAUUGUCGAACCGCCCGAACUUGGUUUAUGAGCUCACGUUGGAUUCAGGAUCGGCAGAGAGCAGGCGCGAUGUUCUACACUAUGUUGACCAGGAGAUGCGAAAUGUCAUAGCAGACGCAGAUAUAUCCAUCCCGGAGAGCUGGCAAUGGGAUACAAAGAUAAAAAAUCUAGCUGAUGCCUCGGAAGGAUUAUUUAUAUGGGCAUCGACUGCCAUCAAGCUUGUCUUAGAGAGUCCCCGCAGGUUUCGAAAGCUUGAAGAGCUCGUCAAUGCAUCUCAUCGACUAAAGGGUCUUGACCAAUUAUAUGAUUCGGUGCUGAGGAACUCUGGAGUUAUUGGAGUGGAUGAUUCGUCUUCUAUAGCUCACUUUGUGCAAGUCUUAGGCCUUGUCCUACUCAGCCGUGUUCCACUUUCAGAUACGAUGAUCGAUGCAAUCCUCGGUUUGUCGUCCACCGAACCAUCGCGUGAAAUUCUGUCGAAGCUUGGCAGUGUACUUGUAUUCAGGCGAAGCGAACCCGUUCAUGUACUUCACACGUCAUUCGCCGACUACCUGUUAUCCACGCGCUGCUCCCAACCGUGCCGCGAGCAUAAGUACCCUUCCCAAUGUCCAUCCGACCCAUGGUUCAUUAACAAAGCCUCUCAGCAAUCAGCCAUUGCCAUGCGUUGCUUUAUUGUCAUGAAGGAUAUGCUUCAUUUUAAUAUGUGUGAUCUCGAAUCGUCUUUCGUAUGCAACAAAAAUGUCACUAGGAUCGAGGACUGUAUCAACGAGACGUUACCGCAGCAUCUGCAAUAUGCGUGCAUGUACUGGGCAAAGCACCUUGCUGAUGCAUUGCACUCACGCGAUCUGUCGGAUGAGUUAAUAUCAUUCGCACGCAAGCGGCUGCUGUAUUGGUUUGAGAUGAUUGGCAUACUGGGCCUGGUGCGUAGUAUCGCAAGCCGGGCGCUCAUGGACGCUGCUGCGUGGUCCGAGGAGCAUGAUUCGGACGUAUUUUCAUUCCUGAAGGACGCUAGUGGACUCACCUCAGCAUUCGCCAUUCCCAUGACCGAAAGCACAUCGCAUAUCUACGUCUCUAUGCUCCCACUCAUGAAGGAUGAAUCGGAAGUCGCUGCCCACUACUCGAAACAGACAUCUCGGAUGGUUGUGGCCGAUCGAAUAGGGACGAAACGACCGCCGCUGUGGUUGAAGGUGCUGGAAGGGCAUUUGGCUGCUGUUUGGUCCGUCGCAUUCUCGCCCGAUGGGAAAUGUGUCGCGUCGGGGUCUGGUGACGGAACAGCCAGAAUCUGGGAUGUUGAGAGCGGUGAGAUGCUAUGCGAACUUUUUGAAGAGAAUGGAGCCGACGUCAUGUCUGUUGCAUUCUCACCGGACGGCCAGCGCAUCGCCUCUGGGUCAUGGGGCAGGACAGUCACGAUCUGGGACAUUGAGUCGAGGGUGGUGGUCUCAGGAUCGUUUACAGGGCAUACUAAGGGUGUACAUGCUGUCGCAUUCUCAGCUGACGGAACGCUCGUUGCUUCAGCCUCUGAGGACAAGACAAUAAGAGUGUGGAACGUCAAGAGCAGGACCACUGUACAUGUUCUUGAAGGACAUACGGCUGCUGUAUGGUCUGUUGUCUUCUCCUCUGAUGGGAAGCGAAUCGUUUCGGGCUCCAAUGACAAGACAAUCCGAGUCUGGGACGCGAUGACAGGGCAGGCCAUUGGCAAUCCUUUCGUAGGACAUACUUACGAAGUCUACUCUGUGGCAAUCUCACCCGAGGAUCGGCGCAUUGUCUCUGGCUCGCGUGAUUACACAGUGAGAGUCUGGGACGUGGAGAACAGGAAUGUCAUCACUGGCCCAUUUUGGCAUUCAAACAUUGUUCUUUCUGUUGCAGUUUCGUCUGAUGGAAAGCGUGUUGUGUCGGGAUCUGCAGAUGAUACAAUCAUUGUCUGGGACGUGGAGAGCGGUGACAUCGUCUCUGGUCCUUUCACUGGCCACGCAGACACUGUCAUCUCUGUGGCGUUCUCGUCUGAUGGGUCACGCAUCGUCUCAGGAUCCGAUGACAAGACUGUCAGACUCUGGGACGCGUCGAUUGGCAAAAUUGUUCCGGACUCUUCUGCCAGGCACACAGAUGCGGUCAGGUCUGUCGCCUUCUCUCCGGAUGGCACUCAGAUAGUGUCAGGCUCUCAGGAUAAGACAGUGAGACUCUGGGAUGCUAGCACUGGGGAAGCUAUCUCCGCACCAUUUGAAGGGCAUGAAAACUUUGUUUAUUCUGUGGCAUUUUCGCCUGAUAGUAAACGAAUUGUCUCUGGUUCUCGCGAUGAGAGUGUCAUUGUCUGGGACGUGAACAGCCGUGAGAUGUCGUUCAAGCCACUCAAAGGGCACUCGGACGGUGUCAUUUCAGUCGCCUUCUCUCCUAAUGGCACACGUAUCGUCUCUGGCUCUUAUGACAGAACCGUCAUCAUCUGGAAUGCUGAAAACGGAGGCAUAGUUACCCAAUCUGAUCAAGUGCACAAGACAGCGAUCGGCACUGUCGUUUUCUCGCCAGAUGGCACGCUUAUCGCAUCGGCGUCUGUUGACAACGACGUCGUCGUUUGGAAUGCCGAAAGUGGGGAAUGUAUCAUUUUUGGACCACUGAAAGGGCACAGCAACACAGUCACGUCCGUUGCGUUUUCACCUAACGGGGAAUACCUCGUCUCUGGGUCGGCCGAUUGGACGGUUAUUGUAUGGGAUGCAAGUAAUGGAAAUGUCGUUUCUGAGCCGUACAAAGGCCAUACCAGUCCCGUUUCUUGCGUUGCCUUUUCACCAGACAGUCCCCGUAUUGUCUCCUGCUCUUAUGACGCAACAAUACGUAUUUGGACUGUACCAGGCAAAGAAGACGAUUCUUUAACGACCAGGAGUCUGCAAGGCAAUGUGGUCGCCCCAUGCUCCGACAUACAAGACGUCGACGAUGGCUUCGUAACUUGGACCCUUGCGGACAACGGAUGGGUGUUAGGUCCUCAAGACGAGUUACUGUUAUGGCUUCCACCCGACAUUCGCCCAACGCUCUGGCGGUCACAGGACACAGCUGUCUUCAGUUGCGAAUUUUCCACGAAGUUGAAUUUCAAGGACGUUGCACAUGGCCUGCAUUGGCAUGAGUGUUUCAAUCCGGAUGUAUAA
Fomitiporia mediterranea MF3/22 is the source of this 3684-nucleotide messenger RNA. RefSeq names its product WD40 repeat-like protein. Gene Ontology annotation, cellular component: nucleus; transcription repressor complex. The transcript is spliced from 3 exons. NCBI's taxonomy places the organism in Eukaryota, Fungi, Basidiomycota, Agaricomycetes, Hymenochaetales, Hymenochaetaceae. The record is from RefSeq and is a predicted model, not a curated record. Gene Ontology annotation, molecular function: protein binding. The coding region runs from base 1 to 3684 and encodes 1227 amino acids. Gene Ontology annotation, biological process: negative regulation of transcription by RNA polymerase II.